AUGGACGUGCACGUGCACGAAGCUUUCUCAGCCCUAACCCUCACCAACCAGGGAGGCCUUGGAAACCUGCGCAAACUACCCCCUGAACUUCGCAUCAUGAUCUGGAAAGAAUUAUUCCGUGACAUCGAACAGCUUCAAGGACCUCGCUCGGAUUCUACUUCCAGUACCAAUGAAAGUGUCAUCAGCGUCAUGGGAUGCAGCAAGCAACUGUAUGAAGAGGUCAGUGAACUACUUUUCAACAAUUUCAGCCACGAAAUCGAAGUCUCGAGUACGUCAGAUGGUCCUGGAUGGUUCAUCAAUAUUUCCGCUCGUUAUCUUAACAAAAUUCGAUGGGCCGUCCCGAACGAACAGUCUUUGGUCAAACACGUCGUCUCGUUUCCUCACGACAAAACUGAACGGGCCAAGAGAUACAAGAUCGAAAGCAUCAACGUGAGAAUGAAUGCCAUCGAGAGUCCUCAACCCGGCCAGCACUGGCUGCCCUUCGGAGAGGCGUGGUUUCGGGCAUGCAAACGGCUACUUGCGGUGCAUGACGCAUACAAGAAAAUUCCUGAUGCCCAGGAGAUGGAACUCAAUGUAUCUAUCAAGCGUGAAUAG
Molecule: messenger RNA, 594 nt
Organism: Penicillium verhagenii
Lineage: Eukaryota; Fungi; Ascomycota; Eurotiomycetes; Eurotiales; Aspergillaceae
Exons: 1
Coding region: 1-594 (197 amino acids)
Source: RefSeq, a predicted model, not a curated record